Messenger RNA from Diabrotica balteata, 1129 nucleotides. The record is from the annotation of a GenBank genome assembly. NCBI's taxonomy places the organism in Eukaryota, Metazoa, Arthropoda, Insecta, Coleoptera, Chrysomelidae.
AAAAUUUAUCAAAAAUAAAAACUUUCAAAAACAUUUUUUCUAUUCUAUUAAUAGAUUAUUAUUUUCAGAUGUUACGUUCGAAUUAACAAAUUUGUUGCAAAUGAAUUUGGCAGAACAAGCUAAAAAUGUACAACUGGUACUCACUCAGUGUGAAUUUUUACACCCAUCAUUGUUUAAGCCCGUAAAAAUACCAAGUGGUUGCGGAACUGACAAAAUUUCAACAUCGGAAAAAAGUGAUUAUAUAAAUUCUGAAAAGAAAGGUGUACAUAGUCAAGAAGUAGACGAACAAACAAAUAUAACCACUCCAACAGGAACAUCACCAUCUUCCCAAAAUGAGGUAAAGUACGUGCUAGAACAAAUUCUUGAAAAUGUUGUUAAAUUAGAAACAAACAAUCAGGAAUAUACAUCAAAAAAUAAUAUUCAAGAAAUGAGAUGUUUAUUAGAAGAUAUCCUUGAAAAAGUAAUAAUGUCUCCAAGGGAAAAACGUACAGAAGAAACCAUAUGCCAUAAAAUCAAUGAAAAUAUUUUUACCACAUCUGAAAAUUCUCUUCCGAUUCCAUUGAAUUCUGGCGAAAACAAAAGAAAUUUUCUAAGUAUGGAUCAAUAUUCACUAGGUGCUAAAGUUAAAACUUCAAGUCAAAAAAUGGACGUAAAACUUACCUGCAAUACUAUCACAGAAGAAGCGCACUUACAAGAAGUACCCAAUUUAAAGAUCAUGGAUGAAGUUCCUCGGAAAAGAACCAAAGAUCAAACCAAAUUCAAAUUUUCGAAAUCUCAAAAAAACGCGUUGAAAUUUCCACAAACACCUUUAUGUUAUUUAGAAGUUUGUAGAAAAUUGGAUGAUGAUUCUAAAAAUACUUGCAAGUGUAUGAAAUGUCUUCCCCAGCAAAAUAGAUAUUACUGCUCAUGUUUUGAUUUGAUUUGUAAAGACUUGGACGAGAAAACGGAAAUAAUUCAAAAUGAACCCGUACCGCUAUUACAAAAACUACAAGAUCAGAAUCAGUUAAAACCUAGUAAAAACAAACCAAAACGAAAAGUACUAGGCGAUGUUUGCGACAUAUGCAGAGAAAAGAAAUGCAAUUGUGCCUUUAAAUCUAGACCAAAAAUAGGAAGAUCACCGCCAACAUAG